Closterium sp. Naga37s-1 is the source of this 1119-nucleotide messenger RNA. The record is from the annotation of a GenBank genome assembly. Lineage: Eukaryota; Viridiplantae; Streptophyta; Zygnematophyceae; Desmidiales; Closteriaceae.
AUGAGCAAGAUUGGAAUCGGCCAUGGAAUCCCCUCGGCUUCUUGCUCGUCUACCAUCAUGGCUUGCGCCACGGCCUCCACCCUCUCCGCGACCACCCUCAAGGGUGCCGUUGCCCUCCGCAAGUCGGAGCUUCUCGGGAACUCCGUCUCUGUUGCUCCCUCCAAGGCCAAGGCUCUCCGCGCCGCGCCGGCCGUCUCCGCCAUGUACCAGGACUCGGCGUACAACUUCCAGAACUUCAAGUUCCAGCCGAUCAAGGAGUCGAUCGUCGCGCGCGAGAUGACGCGUCGCUACAUGACCGACAUGAUCACGUACGCCGACACCGAUGUCGUCGUCGUCGGCGCCGGGUCCGCGGGCCUGUCGUGCGCGUACGAGCUGAGCAAGAACCCCAACGUGAACGUGGCCAUCAUCGAGCAGUCCGUGAGCCCGGGCGGUGGCGCGUGGCUCGGCGGGCAGCUCUUCUCCGCCAUGGUGGUCCGCAAGCCCGCGCACCGCUUCCUCGAUGAGCUCGAGAUCGCGUACGACGAGGAGGAGGACUACGUGGUGAUUAAGCACGCGGCGCUUUUCACGUCGACCAUCAUGAGCAAGCUGCUCGCCCGCCCCAACGUGAAGCUCUUCAACGCCGUGUGCGCCGAGGAUCUCAUCAUCAAGAACGGCCGCGUGGGCGGCGUGGUGACGAACUGGGCGCUGGUGUCGAUGAACCACGACACGCAGAGCUGCAUGGACCCCAACGUCAUGGAGGCCAAGGUCGUCGUCUCCUCGUGCGGCCACGACGGGCCCUUCGGCGCCACCGGCGUGAAGAGGCUCAAGAGCAUCGGGUUGAUUGACAAGGUCCCCGGCAUGAAGUGCCUGGACAUGAACAUCGCCGAGGAUGCCAUCGUCCGUCACACGCGCGAGGUGGUCCCUGGGAUGAUUGUCACCGGCAUGGAGGUCGCCGAGGUGGACGGCGCUCCCCGCAUGGGUCCUACCUUCGGGGCGAUGAUGGUGUCCGGGCAGAAGGCGGCGCACCUGGCCCUCAAGGCCCUCGGCCUCCCCAACGAGGUUGACGGUGCCGUCUCUGAUCUGUCCGCUCGUCCCGAGCUUGUGCUUGCCUCUUCCGAUGACACCCCCGCUUCUGCUUGA